Messenger RNA from Ilyonectria robusta, 471 nucleotides. RefSeq lists its product as uncharacterized. The record is from RefSeq and is a predicted model, not a curated record. The transcript has 3 exons. Lineage: Eukaryota; Fungi; Ascomycota; Sordariomycetes; Hypocreales; Nectriaceae. Bases 1 to 471 code for a protein of 156 amino acids.
AUGGGAGUCGUUAGCUUCACCGUCAGCUACCUGCUGUUCUCCGCCUUGCACCUGUGCUGCUUCGCCCUUGCCCUCACGACAUGUGGUCUCUACGGUGUUGAUCUAAACCGAGCACAUCAGCACGGCAAGUACGCCGACUCGAAAUGGGUCUACGCCGUAGUCGUAGGUAGCCUGUCGGCUUUCACUUGUGUCCUCUACUUCAUCCCCUUCGUCCUGCGAGUGGCUGGGGUAGUGGCCGUAAUCUGGGACCUGAUUCUCUUCAUCCUUUGGAUCACUCUUUUCGGCAUUUUCGGCAAGAUGUACAUCAAUGAGGAUGCCGAGGGUGACCAUGGCGUCAUGCGCAUGAAGAACGCAGUGUGGGUUGACCUGACCAGCGCUCUCCUGUGGCUGAUCGCCGCAUUGGCGUCCGCUGGAUACUGGUGGAAGCACCGCGACACGCGCUCGCGCUUCACCGGCCGCGCGCACGUCUAG